Helobdella robusta is the source of this 1002-nucleotide messenger RNA. RefSeq lists its product as hypothetical. Gene Ontology annotation, biological process: positive regulation of ERAD pathway. The record is from RefSeq and is a predicted model, not a curated record. The coding region runs from base 1 to 1002 and encodes 333 amino acids. Gene Ontology annotation, molecular function: ubiquitin protein ligase activity. The transcript is spliced from 8 exons. NCBI's taxonomy places the organism in Eukaryota, Metazoa, Annelida, Clitellata, Rhynchobdellida, Glossiphoniidae.
AUGGAAAGUUCAGUAGAAUCAUCAUCUGUUGACAUUCCCCCGUUGUCAUCACGUCAUCAUCAACCUCCUCCAUCACUCCCUCACCAUGUUUCAGCUUCUCCCUUCUUGACACAGCAACCAAACCAACCAAAUAAUGGCCCAGAAACUUCACCUAUUUUUAAUUUAAAAAAGAUUUUCGAUGGUUUUCUACCUUUCAUAAUUCUUGCUCUGGUCAAAGUUGGAUAUGAUCACAGACUUGGAAUCCUUAUAUUCUUUGCAAUGUUUGGUACAUUUAUUUACUGCAAUGCAAAAGUUCAAGAAGUUGCUUCACCAAGGCACAUUGUAUCAGUGGGCCUCAUAUUGUUCUUCAACAUUUUUCUACUCUACUUAACAUUUGCUGAUCAACACCUCUACAAAAGUUUGUAUUUCUUCCUUCCAUCCUUUCCAGCCGUUGAUCUGUGGACGUUGUUGUGGAUUGUUGGCAUGAAUGAUUUCAUCAUCAAGUUUGCCACCAUUGCCAUCAAGUUGGUCAUUGUCUGCCUACCAAACAGGACCAUCUGCUGCAGGAAGAAGGGCCAGUGUUACCAGUUGAUCGAGAUGGCCAGCCAAUCAUAUCGCUGCCUCAUCCCAAUCACACCAUGGUUCUAUUUUCUCUUCAGCAACUCUGAGAAUGAGGGCUACAUACUUUCAACUUGUCUGCUCAUUGUUUACACCAUCUGCAAGUCGUUUGAUGUGUAUGCAAAGGCCAAAGAUUUGAUAAAAAGUAUCAGCAUUUUCUCCAAUUUCCAGAUUUAUGGUUCGACGCCGUCGGCACAGCAGCUGGCAGUGUACAACAACAUGUGUGCCGUUUGUCAUGAUGCUUUUGUCUCUCCUGUCCAGUUGCCUUGCGGUCAUAUAUACUGUGAUGAGUGCAUAACUUCGUGGCUGGAUAGGGAGCGUACAUGUCCCAUGUGCCGGUCCAAGAUGCAGGACGGUCCCAAGUGGAGGGAUGCUUCCACUUCCGGCAACCUACAGCUCUUUUAA